AUGCCCGAUAUUACGAGGCCUACUAUGAGCGUGUCCCGUCAUCGUCGGCAGACGUCUUCCACAAGCAAAAGUGAUGAUGUGGAGGGCACAAACUCAUUCGGCGCGUCGGGUUACCGCUCCACAACCCUGGAGCCUAAUAAUAUCAUCGUCGAGGAUGAGCAGAUGGAUGAUGACAGAUGGUGUCGACUUGCCUUUGCCUUGGGCAUGCCUUUUGGAGAUGUCAGACGCCCCAGCCCGGAGGCUACCAGAUUCGCGCACCAAGUCCGAGUGCGAGAAUCUGUCAGUGGCAGGGAGAUGAAGGAACUUCUAGCUCCGUUGAUAUUCUCGGUGGUGCAGAGACACAAGCUCGUGAACUGUAGCGCCAACAAUGCUUUCCACCAAGACAGCGUCCCUGACGGAGUAACCGACUUCACAAUCGAGGGCGGAUGGAAAACGCAGCUUCCGACGCCCAGACCUGCCUUUGCCUUGGGAUAUUCCUCUCGAGCCUUCACCUCUCACCAGCUCGAAUUACAACACGGGAUCAUCUCCAACAGCAAAAACGAGCCGUGCGACCUUCACAAGCUCUCCCAACCCGUCCCAGACGUUUACUGGCCCUUUGUGGUGGUUGAAAUCCAAGGGGAUUCCAUGCUGGCGGCGCGCAAUGCUUGUGCUGGCUCGGCGGCCACAUGCAACAAUGCACUCAUGACGUUCGCAGGCGCCGCGCAGCAGCCGUUGAAGCAUUACCGGGACGUCGAUUUUCUGUGGGGGUUGAGCAAGGCGGCACAAUCGUUCUCAUUAGCCAUUAAUGGCAAAACUGCAUGUCUCAACACACAUAACUCGGAAGGCUGUCUUCCUCACGCCGUGGCAGUCAUUAGGACGUAUCGACUUGACGACGACAGGGAUGUGGAGGCCAUGGCGGCUCGGAUCCGAAGCAUACUGAUCUGGGCGGAGAAUUGCAGGCUGCGAUCCAUAACAGACUUGUUGCACGACUUCGAUCUGAGAGUGCAGCUGGCAAAGGGUCCCGUAAAGAUGAUGGAGGAUUCGUACACACCGUUGCAGCUCACGAUCCCCGGCCGGCCAGCCAAGAAGAGACGGGGUGUGAUCAAGAGUGUUUUGGCCGAAAGUCUACCACGGUGGGCGCGCGAAUUCUGA
Capronia coronata CBS 617.96 is the source of this 1131-nucleotide messenger RNA. RefSeq lists its product as uncharacterized. Lineage: Eukaryota; Fungi; Ascomycota; Eurotiomycetes; Chaetothyriales; Herpotrichiellaceae. The record is from RefSeq and is a predicted model, not a curated record. Bases 1 to 1131 code for a protein of 376 amino acids. The transcript has a single exon.